GUGCUGCACAAAGUCACCCAGCACUGGAUCCCUUAGCAGUAACUACAGCAGCAGCCUUUCACUUUUAACAAGAUGACCCUUCAGAAAAUGGAAGCCGUGGAGGUGUUCGCGGCUGGCGAGAAAGGCCGCGGCCUCCGAACCACCAAGGUUAUGAAGACCGGUGAGGUGGUGUUCGCGGAGGCCAGCUUUGCUGCUGUGGUCUUUGACAGUCUGACCAUGCAGGUAUGUCACAGCUGCUUCCGCAGACAAGUCAACCCACACCGCUGUGCCCAGUGCAAAUUUGCCCACUACUGUGAUCGUACGUGCCAGCGUGCAGCCUGGGAGGAGCACAAGCACGAGUGUGCCGCCAUCAGGCAGCAGGGCAAGGCUCCCAAUGAGAAUGUGCGUCUUGCAGCACGGGCUUUAUGGCGCGUGCAGAAGCACAAAGGAAAGGUCUGUGACACACAGCUGACUACCCUAGACCUCCUAGAGGACCACAUCACUCACAUGACCCCAGAAGACCUUAAAAAGCUCAAGGUGGACGUUGACAACUUUCAGGUUUACUGGCCACGCAACAGCAAGCAGUAUGGAGCUGACUACAUCUCUCAUAUCUUUGGUUUGAUCAACUGCAACGCCUUGACUAUGAGUGACCAACGUGGGCUCCAGGCAGUCGGAGUUGGCAUCUUUCCCAACCUCUGUCUGGUCAAUCAUGACUGCUAUCCAAACUGUACAGUCAUCCUAAACCACGGCAAUCAGACAGCUCUGGAUACAGCUUUACACUCUCAGAGGAGGAUUGAGCUACGUGCCCUGGAAAACAUCCCAGAAGGUACCGAGCUGACCGUUAGCUACGUGGACUUUUUAAGCCUGUCCAAGGACCGUCAACAGCAGCUCAAGAAACAGUAUUACUUCGACUGCAAGUGUGAGCACUGUACCAAAGGCAUCAAGGAUGACCUCAUGAUAGCAGUCAAAGAGACUGAUGGCAAAAAGCCCUCAGCUGAGCUGGUAAAAGAGGUCACUGACUUUAGUGUGAAAGCCCUGGCUAAGAUAGAGGAAGGCCGCACUGAAGGAAACUUCACCAAGGUGGUUAAAAUCUGCCGUGAGUGUUUGGAGAAGCAGGAGCCGGUGCUGGCUGAUACUCACCUGUAUCUGCUGAACGUGCUCAGGAUUGCAAGUGAGGUGCUUUCAUACCUGCAGUUUUUCAAGGAGGCUGCCGAUUAUGCACGCAGAAUGGUGGAAGGCUAUGCCAAACUCUAUCAUCCAAACAAUGCUCAGCUAGGUAUGGCUACUAUGAGGGCAGGCGUAACCCACUGGCAUGCGGGGCUGAUUGAAGUGGGUCAUGGGCUGAUCUGUAAAGCGUAUGCAAUCCUCCUGAUUACACAUGGACCCCACCAUCCAAUCACUAAAGACCUGGAGGCUAUGCGCACACAGACCGAGUCCGAGCUGCGCCUGUUCAAGGAGAACGAGUACGCCUACCACAGCAUGCGCGAGGCAGCUCUCAGCAAAAAGCCCUGGCCCGUGAGAGGAAAAUAAAGCUGAGGAACAAAUCAGAAGCACACUCCAGACCAAUUACAUCUAUAAACCAUUAUAAUGCAUUACACUCUUUUUAAACAUCUGCUGAACAAAUACAGCGGUACCUUAAAACUCGACGUCAAUUGGUUCUGGGAGUGGCAUCGAGUUUUAAAGGCGUUGAGUUUCACGGUAUUUUUUCCCAUAAGGAUGUUAGGGAAACCUGUUAAUGCGUUCCAUGGUCCCCGUGGAACUGCUUAUAUUUUAGGCUAAUGUAAAAUAAUGGGGUUGUUUUUGACACUGAAAUACCACAAAUAUAAAAAACACUGUAAUACGACAGUUAAACACAAUAAAAAUACAAUAAAACCUGCA
Messenger RNA from Trichomycterus rosablanca, 1857 nucleotides. It is a transcript of the gene smyd1a, whose product is annotated as SET and MYND domain containing 1a. Gene Ontology annotation, cellular component: nucleus. Gene Ontology annotation, molecular function: protein binding. The transcript has 10 exons. Bases 73 to 1509 code for a protein of 478 amino acids. Lineage: Eukaryota; Metazoa; Chordata; Actinopteri; Siluriformes; Trichomycteridae. The record is from RefSeq and is a predicted model, not a curated record.